Molecule: messenger RNA, 312 nt
Organism: Brenthis ino (lesser marbled fritillary)
Lineage: Eukaryota; Metazoa; Arthropoda; Insecta; Lepidoptera; Nymphalidae
Source: the annotation of a GenBank genome assembly
AUGGUCGGAAGAAUAGCGCAUAGUAAUCAUAUUUUAAAUUAUAUUACCCCGAAAACUUACAUAAAAAAUGCACAGCAGGAAAUCGGAGAAAGUAGAAGAGCGGACGUGGAAUUGACAGACAGCAAAGAGAAGAAAGAGAAAUUCGUGCGCAAAAUGAUUGAGAAUUUUGAAUCCAAAGGUCUUUCCAAAGCAGAGAUUUUAAAACUAUUACAAGAAUUACUUGCAAGUACACGUCAUGAAGAUUUGAAGAUGGCUAGUUUCAAUGAGAUCCCGCAGAGAUCUGGCAGUGGCCAACAUCAGACGGAAGGACAU